This is a messenger RNA of Lachancea fermentati, 1755 nucleotides long. NCBI's taxonomy places the organism in Eukaryota, Fungi, Ascomycota, Saccharomycetes, Saccharomycetales, Saccharomycetaceae. The record is from the annotation of a GenBank genome assembly.
AUGACUCAAACCGAGUUACCGCUAGGAACUUAUCUAUUUUACCGACUAUCACAGGUGACUAAAACUGUAUUCGGUGUACCUGGAGAUUUUAAUUUGAAUUUGUUGGAACACAUCUAUAAUUUCAAUGAAGCUGAAAUAAAAUGGUGUGGGAACUGUAACGAAUUAAACGCUGGCUAUGCGGCCGAUGGAUAUUCGAGAUUAAAUCAAUUUGGAUGUUUCAUAACGACAUUUGGUGUCGGAGAGUUGUCGGCACUGAACGCCGUAGCUGGUUCCUUUGCAGAGAAUGCGCCUGUUUUGCAUAUUGUGGGGACAUCAUCCACAAGCGCCAAAACUAAUUCUACAUUUAACCAUAUUCACCACUUAAUACCAUCUAAGAAAACAUAUGAAGCAUCUGACCACGGUGUUUAUGAACGUUUAGUAGAGCCAUUCAGCAUCCGAACUGAGAUUCUGAGCGGAAAGAGCCUUGGAAAGAUUCAAGAGCAAAUCGAUUCUUUGAUUGAAGAUAUUGUGUGUCACAUGAAGCCUGGUUAUUUAUUUAUACCUUCAGACUUGCCUGACAUUAUAAUCCCUGUCGACCUUACUAAGUCUUUGGAUUUUGACCUCUGUCGCAUUCUUCAAGUUAAUGAAAAGAAUACCAAAUUUGUUGUUGAUAAUACCCUUCGAAAGCUUUAUGGGGCUAAAAAUCCGGCUAUUAUCGUAGAUCAGUUCAUGAAAUUUGAUGGAAAGGAGGUAAAUGAGUUUUUGAGGAAGACAAAGUUUUACUGUUAUAGCACGAAUAGCUCCAGAGGAAUUGUUGACGAAACUUUACCAAAUUUUCAUGGUGUUUUCAACGGUAGAAUAUCGACUGAAGGUACUCUUCAAAUAUUUGAUGAAAAUGACUUUGUCUUGUAUUUGGGUGCCAAUAUCAAUGAAACCAAUUUCUUUGGUGGGGAGUCUUCAAUAUUGAAGGAUAAGGAUUGUAUCCUUGUUGGGAAAGAUUACGCGCAGCUCGGCUUCGGCGGUGAUCUAAUGUAUGAUGUGAAUUGUCAUGUUUUUUUCAAACAAUUAAUUUGCGGAGUCGAUUUUUCCCUGCUCCCUCAAAUACGUAUAAGAACUCAAACUGCGCGAUACAAUGCAGAUUACGGAGUGCUCAAGGAAGAUUCUCAUUUGUCGCAGAAGUCAUUUUCAACCAUAGUUUCGAGUUUUAUCAAGGAUAAUGAUGUUAUUAUCAAUGAAAUGUGCUCCUUUAUGUUCGAAAUGCCGAACAUAAGGUAUAAAAAGAACUGUUCCUUUGUGGGACAGCCGUUUUAUGGUUCAAUAGGUUAUGGAAUACCAGCAACUCUAGGGGCCUCUUUGGCAAUUAAAGAUUUAAAAAUGCAGGGAAGAGCCAUCUUAUUUCAAGGAGAUGGAUCUGCCCAGAUGACAUUACAAGAAUUCGCUUCCUUCAUAAGGUUUGAAAUUGACCCUGUCGUAUUUCUGUUGAAUAAUGAUGGUUAUGGGGUCGAAAGGGUCAUUAAAGGACCCAACAGAACUUAUAAUAAUAUAGCUGUUAAAUGGGAUUGGACCAACCUCUUAUCGGUAUUUGGUGACUUUGAUCAUUCAAAAAGCUUCUCACUUAAAGCAACUACAGCAGGUGAAUUGAUGGAAGCUUUGGCCAGCGGUAUUGAUUUUAAAGAUGGUAAAGUUAAGAUACUCGAAGUUAUUCUGGGAAGAAUGGAUGUUCCUGAUCGAUUUAAAAAAAUAGCGGGUGUGGCGGAAAAAGAGAACAAUACAUGA